AUGAUCCAAAAACCACAUAGGGUGGCUACCUUCUUCGGAUGCAUUGGGACGGACCAUUUCGGAGAGAUCCUGAAGAAGAAGGCAGGAGAAGCCAACGUGGAUGCCCAUUACUAUGAGCAAAACGAGGAGCCAACAGGCACCUGUGCAGCCUGUAUCACCGGAGACAAUAGGUCCCUUGUUGCUAACCUGGCAGCGGCAAACUGCUACAAAAAGGAAAAACACCUGGACUUGGACAGCAACUGGGAGCUGGUGGAGAAAGCCAGGGUCUAUUAUAUUGCAUGGGAUGUAUGGGCUGGCCUGGCCCUGCUGGAGGAUCAGCCAGCUCCACAGCCCUGCAAGCCUGAGUGGGCGGAGUGUGGUAAAUUAGGGUGGUCUCCUGACUGUGUUGCUCAUCCAGGGGGUUUCUUCCUGACUGUGUCUCCAGAAUCAAUCCUCAAGGUGGCAAAGCACGCCUCGGACAACAACAAAAUCUUCUGCAUGAACCUCUCAGCCCCAUUCAUCAGCCAGUUCUUUAAAGAGCCUUUGAUGAAGGUUAUGCCUUACGUUGACAUCCUGUUUGGAAAUGAGACGGAGGCGGCCACAUUUGCCAAAGAGCUGGGCUUUGAGACAGAUGACAUUGCAGAGAUCGCAAAGAAGACCCAAACCCUCCCCAAGGAGAACAGGAAGAGGCAAAGAGAGGUGGUCUUUACACAGGGCGAGGAUGUCACAGUUGCAACAGUUGGUGACAAAGUGACAAUGUUUCCUGUUUUGGACAUUGACCAGAAUGACAUUGUGGAUACUAAUGGUGCCGGAGAUGCCUUUGUAGGAGGCUUUCUUUCCGCAUUGGUGCAAGAUCAAGCUUUGGAGGAGUGCAUUCGGGCCGGACAUUAUGCAGCCAAUGUCAUCAUCAGACGGGUUGGAUGCACCUUCCCGGAGAAACCGAACUUUCACUGAUGUUUCUAAACUUGGUUUUCUCUCAUGAUACCCAUUGUACUUCAGGAAUUUAUGUACAUUUUUCAGUUUACUGUGACUGACAUUUUUGGACUAAUUGUGAUUAGCUUGUCUGUUUAAUCAGGCUUAAAUAAGCAACGUCGAUGUUAUGUCAAUGUUUUUCAAAUUACUAGUAAGGGAGCAUGAUUAUGUGUAAAGGAUAAUUAUGCUGAAUAUGCUACCCUAACGGUUGGGAAAGGCAGUAGAAUAGAGUUGCAGCAUCAACUGUUCAUUGCUCUGAAUGAUUGUAGUUCUCAUACACUAUGUUUCAAUACUUUGAUUGGAAAUAUACCGAAGGAACUGAUGAAUUGAAUGAAAGUACAAAAUGUUGCAGAAAGUCUUGAACACUUAAACCUAAUAUUGCUGCUUUGAAAUGUUUGAAAAGUUGGUUAUUUGCCCCUUCAUGAGAGACUUACAAUCAGCUCUAACUGUGCUUCAGAUUUAUGGCCACAGAAUUAAAUUAAGCAUCAAUGUAUACAUCUCAAAACAUCCCUGCUACAUGAUUUACCGCCCAAUACUUUUCAAUGUUUCCUUUGCUGAAAGAUUGCUAAUCGCUAUUCUUCCAAUGGAAUUUCAAAGCUCUGAGGAGGUGCCAGUGGCACAUAAAUAGUAUAUUUAGUGGUGUAAAGUAGAAGUGUGGUGUAGCAAGCUGAAAGCUUUUAUCUUCGAAGCCUGAAGGGUGUGAGCAUAGAGAUUCUCUAUAAUAUAAAAUCUAUUAUAUUGUUAGUUCAUUAGUAUUCCUUUUAUUUUCAGCUAUGAUGUGGUGGGCAUCAUUUAUCUACUAUUACGGGUGGUUUUCCAAAAGUUCAAUGUUAAUGGCACAAAACUGCAAAUAUUUUUUUCAUUACUUUACAAAUAAACACAUAUUCCAUUCAUCUUGUCAUGAAACUGCUUUAUCCAUAAAAUUUCAUUAUUAGACCUAUAAGAUUCAUUUAACCAAUGGAUGCAAUAUAGCUUCUUAAGAAAAGACCAUUCAAAACCCACACAGUUUGUGAGUGUUAAUUUAAUCAGCCAAAACUAGUCUCAUGCUAAUCACUUUUGGGCAGCUCAACACCCUCUAUUAUGGGCAUGGUGUCCCCGCUCUGUUGAAGUCACCCUACCCCCUACCCAUUCUCACUGCGGUCCUGACUGGACAUUGGGUGUCUUAUAUGUGGCUGCGGGGCUGCAGGAGAUCAUUUUUCUCAGUUUAAGGGAUUAGUGGUUGGUCUUCGCUACGUCCAUUAAAGGGACCUGAAAAUUAGGCUGAUCCCUCGUACCCAGCUGUGCUGUCGCUGGGGGUUGGAGACGGGGUGAGUGGGGGGGGGAGGGACCUCCCCUCCCACUCACCAGUAGAAGUGUUAGGCAGUGGCUCGUGUUUUGUUAGAAAUAUUUUAACACUCUUCUUCCACCAAGAAUGGUCAUUCAGAGUAAACAUUUUGGUCCUCUUCAAAAGUUAAUUGUGUAACAUUUCUUUCGAGCACAUAAGAGAAAGUCCAGUGUUUUUUGCUCUCUGCACCAGAGCUCCACGUUCUUUAAUGAAGCAUAGUUUAUGCAUUUAUGCUAAUUAGGGCCAUCUAGGUGAAAACAUUUCUACAGCCAAAAUGUUAUUAACAACUUUCGGGCACUUUUUUUCUUCUCAGUUUUUUUUUUUUAAAAAGGUUUCACACAGAUGCGCUUUGAAAAGGACCACAUUUCUGAUUGGGCAAGAUCACACCCCGUGGCAGCUGGUUCAUUUGCUUCUCAAGAUGACAGAUGGCAAAACACAAACACAAAAAGAGAGAGCCAUGAUUAAGUAAUGAGAAUGCCUGCCACAAUAAGGGAACUACUUCUCUCACUUUUCCAGAUAAACUUUUGCCUCACUCUUUGAAUGCAAAAGAUUUUUUUUUUUAAACUCAAAAGUCUAUCUCACAUACAAUUUACAAUAGUGUGUUAGUCAUUCAUAUGCAUUUUGAAUAUGUUUAUCGUCAAUUAUGAUGAUUUGCAUCGAUUACCACUUUUUGCACUUUCAAGUUUGUUUUCUUGCUUUUGUUCAUCUUAAAUUUGAAUGAAAAACAGAAAAGACUGUCCAAAUGUUAUCUAUGAUAGUAGGUUUUCGAUAGCAUCAUUUUAGUUAAAUCAAGAAAAAGAGUAACUGGGGCCCUGGCCCGUGCUUUGCCCCGCAGAUGGGCAGCAGUGUUUGUGAACACCAGUGUGGCAGUUGGCAGGAAUGACAGGAGGGGGAUGGGCAGACUGCAAUGGCACAUGCUCCAAUUCAAAUUAUCCCUGGACCCAUGCAGCAGUGGAGGACCUGCUGGGGCCCAGGGUGGCAUUCAUUAUAGCCAGACACAGACAGGUUUUGGUCAGUGCCUCCACCCUGACACCAGUCAUAACAGCAUCAAACAUGGACACUAUGAAUUUUUUUUACCUGUUGUGAUAUUUUGGUUUCAGUGGCACUUAAAUUGAAUAUCUAAUUAGUCCACAUGUACCACAACAGCCAGUAAACAUGCUUAAAUAGACAUUGGAAAAAGAACAGCAAUGGGUGUCAAAUAUUACACAUUUGGAAAAGACAUACAGGUCUAAACUCGUAGGUAUUAACACUAAGGGCCAUAUUAAAAGAAAAAAAAUCAAUACUUAGAUUAAUGCUAAUCAGAGAACAAAAAUUUCAACAGGGUGAAGCUUGUUUUAAACGGUGUUUGUACAGUAGGCAACAGCAUUUAUAAUCUGACAUGAAGUUACCAAUUAUUUCUCUAAUUACAGAUACAUUACUGCAUAAAAAUGAGCUUUCUGGCACUUCUAAUGGUGUUAAAGGCCUAAACGAGGGAAGCCAAGUUAAAUCAGAAAAUUUAAUGAUGUACGUUACUGCUAACUACUGCUCUAUCUUGGACUUGGCAAAGGCAAUUAACUGAUUAGGAUGUUGGUGUGUAAUAUUCCUUAUGGCCCCUUAAUAAAACUGGUCAGUGCAAGAAAUUGCUCGUUUUAAAAUAAAAAGUCUGGGUUUCUGCGUUCACGUCAAUCACAUUUAAGCAUGUGCUUCACAUCAAUGGAAGUUUAAAAUGCCUUGAG
Molecule: messenger RNA, 3990 nt
Organism: Menidia menidia (Atlantic silverside)
Lineage: Eukaryota; Metazoa; Chordata; Actinopteri; Atheriniformes; Atherinopsidae
Source: the annotation of a GenBank genome assembly